CAAUCGAGCGUACCAACUUCGGGUAAUCGAAUAGUCAAUGAUUAUACACGUUGAUGCUUCGCAUCAACGUGAAAGCAGCCCUCUAUUUCUGUUCUCAUGGCCGAGGGGAACAACCAUGGGUGCAUACAAAUAUCUACAGGAGCUGUACCGCAAAAAGCAGAGCGAUGUGCUCCGCUUUCUGCUACGUAUUCGAUGCUGGCAAUAUCGUCAAUUGACCAAAAUGCACCGUGCUCCUCGACCAUCCAGGCCGGAUAAAGCACGCCGUUUAGGCUACAAGGCUAAACAAGGCUUUGUCAUAUUCAGAAUUCGUGUGAGGAGGGGAGGUCGUAAACGUCCAGUUCCCAAGGGUGCGACUUAUGGCAAGCCCAAGAGUCAUGGGGUAAAUCAAUUGAAACCUACCAGGAAACUGCAAUCCGUAGCUGAAGAACGCGUCGGUCGUCGUUGCGGUGGUUUAAGAGUGUUGAACAGUUACUGGGUCGCUCAAGACUCUACGUAUAAAUACUACGAAGUCAUUCUGGUGGACCCCGCGCAUCCGACGGUUCGUAACGACCCGAAGGUGAAUUGGGUGUGUAACGCGGUUCAUAAACACCGUGAACUUCGUGGAAAGACGUCGGCCGGCAGGAGUUCACGUGGUUUGGGUAAAGGACAUCGGUACUCGCAAACGAUCGGUGGUUCUCGUCGCGCGGCGUGGCUCAGGAGAAACUCUUUGUCACUUCGCAGGAAAAGAUAAACUUGCAAAUUGUACCGAUAUUACGUUUUUUCCUUCCCUUCACUUUACGCGGAAGCACCUCGGUUUUUGUCAUCGAUACUUCCCAAUAGAUACAAAUAAUAAUUGCACGAGGUGUCGAAGUACAAUCCUCGAAAUAUUCGUUUUUCCUUCCGUCGGGACACUUUCCAACAGGUCGGGAAUGAACAAUUUGUACACGUUUAAUUUCAUACAUAGGUACAUGCUACAAUAAAAUACGAUUUAAAAAA
This is a messenger RNA of Ceratina calcarata, 975 nucleotides long. It is a transcript of the gene RpL15, whose product is annotated as ribosomal protein L15. Gene Ontology annotation, cellular component: cytosolic large ribosomal subunit; ribosome. Gene Ontology annotation, biological process: cytoplasmic translation. The transcript is spliced from 5 exons. NCBI's taxonomy places the organism in Eukaryota, Metazoa, Arthropoda, Insecta, Hymenoptera, Apidae. Bases 38 to 730 code for a protein of 230 amino acids. The record is from RefSeq and is a predicted model, not a curated record. Gene Ontology annotation, molecular function: RNA binding; structural constituent of ribosome.